UGGGGGGAAAAUAUCAUAAAACGAUCUCUUUUGUCGGUUUUAUAUUUUUAUCGAUUCAUUUUAAAUAACCAACGCAGUUUAUUUACCGAGAAGCUGAGCGCGCGAGGAGUCGGGCUGUUACCGUGGAAACAGCACGAAGUUGUUUUUUUGGUGGUUUAUUUCACGUGACUGAGUAAAUCCAGAUGGUGGCAUCUAAAUCUGACUAAAAAUAUUUUUUUAAUUGUUUUUUUCUUUUUCGUUAUCAAAAAGUAACAACAACAACAACAAAAAUGCAUAUAAAUAAAUAAAUAUAUAAAUGUGUUAUGAGUGCAUAGACUAAACUGAAAAUGUCAUUAUUAUUCCUCUUAUUAUUCUCUUAUUAUUAUUAUUAAUAUUAUUAUUAUGGGAUGGGGCGGUACUUUGUGCACCUGGGCGCUCGAGAAUAGAGCAAAGACUCUAAAGAAGAAGUGAAAUUACUUAAACAACGAGAGAUCACGCGGUUUAUUUUUUGGUGUGAUGUCACAUAAAGCAGGAAACUUUCAGACUUUCAGAUCCAGAGCACGCAUCACACUGGCACUUGUGUGUAUGACAUUUCAAAGGAUACGAACUUUUAUAUUCUUUAAAAACGUUUGUCGAGGUGGUUCCAGUGAUGAAGGCGACCGUCUCCUUUUACACAGCCUACCUGCUGUGUUUGGUGCUCAGCGUGGUGUGUGUGGUGCUGGUCGUCCACUGGAACGUCGCCUACCGUGGCGGCUUCUCUUGGGACGGCAAGAUCACGCAGUUCAACUGGCAUCCCGUGCUCAUGGUGGUAGGCCUGGUGGUGCUGUACGGAAAUGCCGCUGUGGUGUAUCGUGUCCCAUUGACCUGGACUCAGGACAAACUGCCAUGGAAGAUUCUCCAUGCCUGCCUCCUCCUCCUCGCGCUGAUCUUCACCAUCGUGGGCUUGUGUGCCGUGUUCGACUACCACAACACCAAUAAUACACCGAACUUAUACUCGCUGCACAGCUGGGUGGGAAUCUUCACCAGCGCCUUGUUCGCUGCUCAGUGGGUAGCCGGAUUCGGAGCGUUCCUCAUCCCGUGCUCCCCCUUGCCUCUGCGAGCGUUCAUCAAACCCACUCACGUAUGGAUGGGAGCCAUUCUGCUGGUCCUCAGUGUUGUAUCCUGUAUCUCAGGCAUCAACGAGAAGCUAUUUUUUGCACUAAAAAAGGGAACCAAUGGGACGCUGCCGUACAACGAGCUGCCACCGGAGGCGGUACUUGGCAAUUCGCUUGGUGUCGUCAUCGUGGCUUUGGCACUGGUCGUCCUGAAAAUCCUGUCCAAUCAGACUUGGCAACGUCCCGAGCCAAGGAACGAGGAGGCGGGAUACAGGCAACUGCCAGGAGACGACAGUUGAAGCCUCAAAGCCUUUCUUGGUGCUGCCUGGAUCAGUUUAACACACGUAUACUGAGGUUUAUCUUCUAGGAGCAUUGCUUUUAGCAGUAUUGUUUAUUAUUAUUAUUAUUUUUUUUUUGUAAAUGCACCAGUUGUUUGUUUCAUUUCCGUUUUUUGAUGUCCAGUGCAUCAGAAAAAAAUCAGAGCAUCAAAAUGAAGUGUGCCAGUAUGAUAAAUAGCCUAAAUAAAUAAAUAAAUAAAUAAAUAAAUAUUCAGAGAUCUGUGCUGCAUUAUGAUAUCAUAUAUGUGAAGUGAUGAUGUCAGUAAUAAAUAACAGCAAUAAAAUGUUCAAAUUAAAAUAAAUGAUUUUUUUUAAAUUCA
This is a messenger RNA of Ictalurus punctatus (channel catfish), 1731 nucleotides long. RefSeq names its product lysosomal membrane ascorbate-dependent ferrireductase CYB561A3. Gene Ontology annotation, molecular function: oxidoreductase activity. NCBI's taxonomy places the organism in Eukaryota, Metazoa, Chordata, Actinopteri, Siluriformes, Ictaluridae. The transcript has 6 exons. Gene Ontology annotation, cellular component: lysosomal membrane. The record is from RefSeq and is a predicted model, not a curated record. The coding region runs from base 629 to 1372 and encodes 247 amino acids.